Molecule: messenger RNA, 166 nt
Organism: Acaulospora morrowiae
Lineage: Eukaryota; Fungi; Glomeromycota; Glomeromycetes; Diversisporales; Acaulosporaceae
Source: the annotation of a GenBank genome assembly
AUGGGGACUUUGGAUCAAGUGGAAUUAAACUUGAACGUUAAAAUUGCUGUUAUCGGAGGAAGCGGACUUUAUAAUUUCGAUCAUUUGAAGUACAUUGGAGAGAUUUAUCCGGAAACCCCAUGGGGCUAUCCCAGCAGUAAAAUUAUUAUAGUCGAAGACCCACGUG